AUGGCGUCCCCAACCCGCCCCCUCAUCCUCCACUCCUCCUCCGCUCGCGUCUCUAUCCCAGUCCCCGCCUCUCCACUCUCAGCAUGGAUCGCCUCCGAGACGCUCGCGCAAGAGUUCCACGACUCGCGCGUCGGGAUGGACGAGGAGCCGGUUGAGGAGGUUGACGAAGGAGCUAGUCUGGGCCCGGCGUCCAGCGAGCCCCAGAUCAAGCUCCUUUCGCGCUUCCUCUCCUUCGUGGCCGACCGAGUCGACCAGGAGAACUCGGACGUGCUUCUUGCGGCGUACGACCGGUUCAAUGAGCUCUUCCUUUCGGUCGUCAACAUCCACUCGCUGGUCCAGUCAUUCGACCCAGAGACCCGUGCGGAGGUCCUCACUGCCUACUUCAAGGCGUUUGCUGUCGGGCGGGAGGUGCUCGGAAGCAAGGUCAAGCUGGCGCACACGUCGGCGUUGAUCGAGUCUGCCAAGAAGGGCGAGUCGGAGAUGUACGCGUUGUUCGGUGGACAGGGCAGUAACGAGUAUUACUUCAACGAGAUCCAAUCCCUCUACUCCACCUACACUCCCUUCGUCGCACCCCUCCUCGCGAAAAUCACCUCUACCCUCAUCCCCCUCCGCGACCAAGCCGAAGCCAACGGCUACACCUACUACUCGCAAGGCCUGGACCUCAUGUCCUGGCUCGAUGGCUCGGUACCCCGUCCGGACGUCGACUACCUCGCCAGUAUCCCCCUCUCCAUGCCCCUCAUCGGCGUGGCCCAGCUCGCCCAGUACGUCGUCAGCUGCCGCAUCACCGACCUCACCCCCGGUCAAAUGCGGGACCUCUUCCACGGCGCUACCGGUCACUCCCAAGGAGUCAUCUCCGCGGUCGCCGUCGCAUCCUCGGACAGCUGGGAGUCGCUCGAGGCCAGCAUCCUCAAGGCUGUCAAGCUCCUCUUCUACGUCGGUCUUCGCGGACAAGAGGCGUUCCCCCUUCUUUCGAUCGAGCCCCAGAUCAUCGCCGACUCGGUCGAGAACAACGAGGGCGUCCCCACUCCCAUGCUUUCGGUCAGCGGUCUGAGCCUCGGUGCGCUGGAGAAGCACAUCAAAAGCGUCAACAGCCACCUCCCGUCCAACUCCCAGGUCGGCAUCUCGCUUUACAACGCUUCGACCAUGCACGUCGUCACUGGUCCCGCCAAGGCUCUGUACGGUCUCGCUACCGCUUUGCGCAAGGUUAUGGCUCCGGCGGGCCUGGACCAGGGGCGGGUCCCCUUCUCCAAGCGCAAAGCCGUCUUUACGAUGCGCUUCCUCCCCAUCAACGUGCCAUACCACAGCGCCUACCUCACCGGUGCGACCCAAAAACUUAUGGAGGAGGACAUCGGUGGCGAGGUCUUCUCCACCUCGGACUUGACUAUGCCCAUUUUCCACACCGAGGAUGGUGUCGACCUGCGCAAGCUUGCCUCCUCCCUCACUGCGUCGCUCUGCGACCAGAUCUUCACCCUUCCUAUCCACUGGGUCAAGUGCUGCAACUUCCCCGCUACCGCUACCCACGCCGUAGACUUUGGACCGGGAGGCAACAGCGGUAUCGGCUUCCUCACGGGCCGUGCUCUUGAGGGGCGAGGUGUGCGCAUCGUCGUUGUUGGCGAGAAGGGCAAGGCGGCUGCCGAGUUUUACGACUCGAGCAGAGUUAGAACCGAGUCCACUUGGGCGCAGGACUGGAAGCCUAAGCUUGUCAAGACAUUGGAUGGCAAGAUCCACAUUGACACCACCUUCUCGCGCAUGCUCGGAAAGCCGCCAAUCAUGGUGGCGGGUAUGACGCCCUGCACGGUCGGCUCGUCUCUCGUUUCGGCCACUCUGAACGCCGGGUACCACAUCGAGCUCGCCGGUGGUGGUCACUACAACGCUGCCGCACUUCGCAACAAGGUCGCCGAGAUCCAGCGCCUCGUCCAGCCCGGUGUCGGAAUCACCCUGAACGCGCUCUACAUCAACCAGCGUCAGUUCAGCUUCCAGCUCCCGCUGUGGCAAGAGAUGCGCAAGGAAGGCCUCCCCAUCGAGGGCUUCUGCGUUGCCGCCGGUAUCCCUUCGUCCGAGAAGGCUACGGAGAUCAUCACGGCGCUCAAGGACGCCGGGAUCAAGCACGUCUCGUUCAAGCCCGGAUCCGUCGAGGGUAUUCGCCAGGUCAUCAACAUUGCCGCUGCCAACCCCGACUACCCCAUCAUCCUCCAAUGGACCGGUGGACGGGCGGGCGGACACCACUCGGCUGAGGACUUCCACCAGCCCAUCAUCGCCACCUACUCGUCGAUCCGCCAGAACCGCAACAUCUCUCUCGUUGCCGGAUCCGGUUUCGGCGGUGCCGAAGACACCUGGCCGUACAUCUCGGGUGACUGGUCGGUCAAGCUCUUUGGCCUCCAGCCUAUGCCGUUCGAUGGUGUCCUCUUUGCCUCCAGGGUGAUGGUUGCCAAGGAGGCCGACACCUCUCCUUCGGUCAAGCAGCUCAUUGUCGACGCGCCGGGCGUUGACGAUGCUUCCUGGGAGGGGACGUACGAUAAGCCAACCGGCGGUAUUCUUACGGUCCGGUCGGAACUCGGCGAGCCCAUCCACAAGAUUGCCACUCGUGGUGUCAAGCUCUGGAAGGAGUUUGACGAUACCGUCUUCUCCCAGCCUAGGGACAAGCGCGGUGCUUGGCUCGAGGCCAAGAAGGACUAUGUCAUCGGCCGUCUCAACAAGGACUUCAACAAGCCUUGGUUUGGAGAAAAGGCGGACGGGACGGUCGUCUCGGACCUCGGUACCAUGACGUACGAGGAGAUCACGCGGCGCAUGAUCCGCCUCAUGUACGUCUCCAAGCAGUCACGGUGGGUCGACAUUUCCCUCCGGAACCUCGUCGGCGACUGGCUUCGGCGCGUCGAGGAACGGUUCGCCGGGAUCGACGGUAACAAGACCAAGCAGUCUUUGAUCCAGUCCUUCUCGUCGCUGGACAAGCCAGAGGAGGCGAUCGAUGCUUUCUUUGCCGCUUACCCCGCGGCCAAGACCCGCCUCGUCGCUUCGGAAGACAAGGCGUACUUCCUCGUCAUCUGCCAACGUCCCGGCCAGAAGCCCGUCCCCUUCAUUCCUAUCCUCGACAACACGUUCGAGGUCUGGUUCAAGAAGGACUCGCUCUGGGCCGCCGAGGACAUGGACGCGGUAUUCGACCAAGAUCCCCAGCGGGUCUGUAUCCUGCAAGGACCGAUGGCGGUCAAGCACUCGACCGUCGCGGACGAGCCUAUCAAGGAUAUCCUCGGCAACGUCGAGGGUCUGCUCGCGAAGCGGAUCCUGGAGCGGUACUAUGGCGGGGACGAGAGCAAGGUGCCUCGGAUCGACUUUAUCGGUGCCAGGCCGGGAUCGAAGCGGGCGGAUAUGCAGGAAGAGGUGGAUGGUGAUGUGCGGACCAUCAAGGUCACGACGCCCAUGCCGACCGAGGACUGGCUCGAGUACAUUGCCGGCCCGGACGUCAGCUGGCUUCGCGCCGCUUUGACCUCGGUCAACAUUGUUCACGGUCAAGGGUACAUCUCCAACCCCUUCCGCCGGAUAUUUGCUCCCCGCGCUGGUCAGACCAUCAAAAUCACCCGGGACAAGUCGGUCACCCUCUACGGCGCCGCCCGGUCUUUCGGGCCCCACCCCGCCGACUUCAAGGCCGUCGAGCUUUCGUUCGCCAACAACCAGCUCGACCUCGUACUCUACGAGGAACGCCGUGACGUCUCGGUGCCCCUCCACUUUUCGUUCGCGUACAAGCCUGAAAUGGGCUUUGCACCCAUCCACGAAAUUACGGACGGGCGCAACAAGAAGAUCAAGGAGUUCUACUGGCGUCUCUGGUUCGGGGAUGACCAGAAGCUUCCUGAGCUUGCUCUGGACACGACCUUCACCAAUGAGGCGACGGCCAUUGACGCCAAGGCGGUUCAGCGCUUCUGCGAUGUUGUGGGGAACCAGGGAGAGAGCUUCAAGGCGGUCAGGAGCGAGAAGAUCAUGGCGCCGAUGGACUUUGCGAUUGUUCUUGGAUGGCAGUCCAUUAUGAAGGCGAUCUUCCCUUCGGCUAUCGACGCGGACAUUCUCAACCUCGUCCACCUGUCGAACGGGUUCAAGAUGAUGGACGGUGUCGCCCCUCUCCGCGCGGGCGACUCGUGCUCGGCUGAAGCUCGCGUCGUUUCCGUCAUCAAUGGCGAUAAUGGUAAGACCGUCAAGGUCAAGGGAUACGUCCUGCGCCAGGGCGAGCCCGUUAUCGAGGUCUCGUCGGCCUUCUUCUACCGCGGUCGGUUCAAGGACUUUGAAAACACCUUUGAAACCAUCGACGAGCCAGACUAUGUAGUCGAGAUGACUCGCCCUACCUCGGUCGGUAUCCUCCAGUCCAAGUCCUGGCUGGAGUGGGACGACGACUCGGUGCCUCUGGACGUUGGGUCCACCCUCACGUUCAAGACCCGCUCGGAACUUCGGUACCGCGACAAGACCACCUUCAGCUCGGUCAAGGUCACGGGUGCGGCGUUCGUGCGGUCCUCGACCAAGCAGCUGGUGCAGGUCGCUACCGUCGACUACGAGGCGCACAACUCGUACGGUAACCCCGUCGUCGAGUACCUCAAGCGCCACGGCAAGGCUACCGGUCUUCCCAUCCCCCUCGAAACCGGCGGAUAUUCGCUUACGGACGGAUCGGCCAACUACCGUACUCCCCUCACCAACGAACCCUACUCCAAGAUUUCGGGCGAUUUCAACCCCAUCCACAUCAACCCCUACUUCUCGGACCUCGCCUCCCUCCCGGGUACCAUUACGCACGGGAUGUGGAACUCAGCCGCGGUACGCAAGUAUCUCGAAUCGUCCGUUGCCGAUAACCGGCCGGAACGGGUCACGGCGUACAAUGUCAGCUUUGUCGGCAUGGUCCUCCCCGGCGACGAUAUCAAUGUCAAGCUUACCCACAUUGCUAUGCGGGAAGGCAAGAAGGUGGUCAAGGUGGAGGCGUUCAAUCAGACGGGGACCAAGGUGAUUGACGGGACGGCGGAGGUUCUCCAGCCUCCCCUUGCCUACGUCUUUACUGGUCAGGGAUCGCAGGAGGUCGGGAUGGGAAUGGAGCUGUACGCGUCUUCCGCGGUUGCUCGGGCGGUAUGGGACGCAGCGGAUGCCCAUCUUACCACGGUCUACGGUUUCUCGAUCGUCGAUAUCGUCAAGAACAACCCCAAGGAGCUCACCAUCCACUUUGGUGGGAUCAAGGGUCAGGCCAUUCGUCAGCGGUACAUGGACCUCACGUACGACACCAUGGACGACAAGGGAGAACUCAAGACCCAGCGUCUAUUCAGCGAUAUCGACCUCUACACUACCAGCUACACCUUCUCCCACCCCCAAGGUCUGCUCUUCGCGACCCAGUACACCCAGAUCGCCCUCGUCGUUACGGAGAAGGCGGCCUUUGACGACAUGAAGGCCAAGGGUCUCAUCGACGCCAAUGCGGCCUUUGCUGGCCACUCGCUCGGAGAGUACUCUGCCCUUGCGGCCAUUGCGGACGUCCUCCCCAUAUCGUCCCUCGCGGACGUCGUCUUCUUCCGUGGUAUCACCAUGCAGCGGGCGGUCAAGCGGGACGCGACCGGUAAAUCCAACUACGCCAUGAUGGCUGCCAACCCCUCCCGGGUCGGCAAGACCUUCUCGGAGCAGGCACUGCGAGAGAUUGUCGACACGAUCUCCAAGCAGAAAUCCAUCCUGCUCCAGAUUGUCAACCUCAACGUUGCCAACCAGCAGUACGUCUGCGCCGGAGAGCUCAUUGCUCUGGCAACAUUGACGAAUGUUCUCAACAUGCUCAAGAUCCAAAAGAUUGAUCUGGAGAAGCUGUCGGCGAUGAUGUCGGUGGAAGAGCUCAAGGAGAAGUUGGCGGAGAUUAUCGAUGGGUGCUACGAUAUGGCGCGUGAAAAGGAGAAGGAGCAGGGAUCGGUCGUUCUCGAGAGAGGAUUCUCGACCAUUCCCUUGCCCGGAAUCGACGUACCCUUCCACUCGCGAUACCUCUGGCCAGGGGUCUUGUCGUUCCGCAACUACCUCAUCAAAAAGAUCGACCCGCUCCAGCUCAACCCGGAUCGCUUGGUCGGCAAGUAUAUCCCCAACUUGAUCGCCGAGCCAUUCGAGGUCAGCCGGUCGUACGUCCAAAAGAUCUUUGACGAGACGUCUUCGCCCAGGAUGGAGGCGAUUCUCAAGGCGUGGGAGAAGGACGGGUGGGAGUCGGCAGAGAAGAGGCAGAGGUUGGCGUACAACAUUCUGACUGAGUGUUUGGCGUACCAAUUCGCCUCGCCCGUGCGGUGGAUCGAGACCCAGGACGUGCUCUUCUCGCAGGCCAAGUUUGAGCGCUUCGUCGAGGUCGGCCCGAGCCCUGUGCUCGCCGGUAUGGCUCAGCGGACACUCAAGGCCAAGUACGAGGUCCAGGACGGUGCGAUCUCGCUCAAGCGUCAAAUCCUCUGCGCGGCCAAGAACCAGAAGGAGGUGUACUAUGCGUUCGAGGACGAGGCGGAGGAGGCUGCCGCGCCGGUCGCGGCUGCUACUACUGCUGCUCCCGCCGCCGCCGCCGCCGCCGCCGCCCCUGUGCCUGUUGCGGUUGCCGCACUCCCACCCGCUGGCGGUGCUGCUGCGGUCGAAGACGUUCCACCCAAGGCGGUCGACACGGUCCGUAUCAUCGUCGCCCAAAAGCUCAAGAAGCAAGCGUCCGAGAUCCCCCUCUCCAAAUCCCUCAAGGAGCUUUCCGGCGGCAAAUCCACCCUCCAAAACGAAAUCCUCGGUGAUCUCCAGGUGGAAUUCUCCUCGGCGCCCGACAAGGCCGAGGAUCUCCCCCUUGACGAGCUCGGAGCGGCCAUGAACGUCGGAUACGCCGCGCUCGGCAAGCACGCCAUGGCGUUGACGAACCGAAUGGUCGCCUCCAAAUUCCCCGGAGGGUUCAACCUUACCGCCGCCCGUGGUCACCUCAACAAGCAGUGGGGUCUCGGACCAAUGCGAACAGACUCGGCGCUCUUCUUUGGUAUUCUCUCGGAACCGGCCAAGCGGAUGGGAUCGGACGGCGAGGCCAAGGCCUUCCUCGAUGCCCUUGCAAACAGCUAUGCGGCCUACUCGGGCUUCUCGCUCAGUACCGCCGGUUCAGGCGGGGGUGGGGGCGGAGGCGGCGCCGGCGGGGCGGUCAUGAACUCGGAAGAGUUUGAUGCGUUUGUGGCCAAGCAGGAAAUGCAGAUGCGGAGGGAGAUUGAGUUGAAGUAUCGAUACUUGGGUCAGGAUGUGAGGGAUGGCGAGAAGAAGGCGGAUAUCGAGAGGGAAUCCGCCGCUGGCCUCCAGGCCAAGCUCGACCUCAUCAAGGCCGAACAUGGCGAUGCGUACAUUGACGGUAUCCAGCCCGUCUUCUCGGCACUCAAGGCUCGGUCCUUCGAUUCCAGCUGGAACUGGGCGAGACAGAGUUCCUUGGAGUUGUUUUACGAUAUCAUCCAUGGUGAUUUGGACCCGACGACGGUGUUUGGGGAUGAGCCGAGGUAUCAGCCCAACCUUCAGGCUUGA
Dioszegia hungarica is the source of this 7500-nucleotide messenger RNA. Its product is annotated as putative fatty-acid synthase complex protein. The record is from RefSeq and is a predicted model, not a curated record. Gene Ontology annotation, biological process: long-chain fatty acid biosynthetic process. The transcript has 8 exons. Gene Ontology annotation, molecular function: holo-[acyl-carrier-protein] synthase activity; enoyl-[acyl-carrier-protein] reductase (NADH) activity; fatty acid synthase activity. Lineage: Eukaryota; Fungi; Basidiomycota; Tremellomycetes; Tremellales; Bulleribasidiaceae. Gene Ontology annotation, cellular component: fatty acid synthase complex. Bases 1 to 7500 code for a protein of 2499 amino acids.